CUUAAUUGUAAGAGUAUUAAAGUGUCUGUUGAUUAAUAAAUCCGUUUAUAAGUCUUGAGAGCAGGCAGAAGUAAACAUUAAUAGUAUUUAAGCCUUAUUCUUGUUAGCAUGUUAAAAUAUCAAUUUGGUUAGAAAAUUGGAGAAGGCACUUUUGCAUAGGUCUACAUCGGAGCAUGCAAUAAUGAAUAAGUAUAGACCUAUUUAAUUAACAUCAGGUCGCUAUCAAGGUGCUCUAGAAAGACUCUCUUAAGACUGAUCGUGACAAAUUUAGAGUCAAUAAGGAAAUCGAAUUACUAAAAAAGGUCAAUCAUCCCAAUAUUGUUAAAAUGAAGGAAGUAAAAAAUCAUUCUAAGAAUAUAGAUUUUAGAAGAUGAACAAUGCAUAUAUUUGAUUACUGAAUAUGUAUCUGGCGGUGAAUUGUUCGAUUAUAUUGUGGAAUAAGAAAUGUAAUUUUAUACUUAUUGUAGACUUCCAGACGGAGAAGCUAGACAUAUUAUCAUACAACUUAUCAAUACUAUUGAUUAUCUGCAUAAAAUAGGCAUUAUUCACAGAGAUCUUAAACCAGAAAAUAUUCUAAUGAGAGAUAAUGGAGAUAUUUGUUUAAUCGAUUUUGGACUAUCUAUGGAAGUCACUAAAGGACAACUAUUAGUAACACCAUGUGGAAGUCCAUGUUAUGCUGCUCCUGAAAUGUUAGAAGGUUAAAACUAUGAUGGAACAAAAACAGAUAUUUGGAGUUGUGGUGUAAUACUUUAUGCUAUGCUUUGUGGUUAUUUACCAUUCGAUCAAGAAAAUACAUAAGUAAUUUAAUUUCUUUUACAUGUAAGGAAUUAUAUGAGAAGAUAAAACAAUGUUAAUAUACUAUUCCAAAUUCAUUGCAUUAAGAUGCCAGAGAUCUAAUCAGCAAGAUAUUAGUUUAUGAAGAUUAGAGAAUAAGUAUAGAAUAGAUUAAAAAUCAUCCAUUUUUAAAAAAUGAUAAUGAUGAGAUUAUUAAUAACGAUGAAUUAUCUAUUGAAUAAAUUGAGUAGUCAUAAGAUUUUUAAGAAAAUAUUGAAGAUUAAAAUAAUUAAGCUUCUCUUAGAUAAUCAUAACAUUAAAAAGAAGAAAAAACUGAAUAUUUUUCACCUAUUUAAGAAAUUUAGAAUAGACCUAGAUAACAUACCUUAAAAAGAGAAUCUAUAAUGAAUGAAUUAGAAGUCAAUAUUAACACUAUAAAACCGAUAAAUAAAUUUGAACUUCCAAUUCAAAGCAAAGAGAAAAAAAAUCUUAAAACAAUAGAUGAAGCAUUUUAAAUUAUUCAAGAAUCUUCAAGAUGGAAGGAUAGAAAAAUGUCAAUAGAACAAUCAUAAUCCUCAAUUUAAUUGCCAUAUAAACCAGCAAUGAAAAUAAACACUAAUAAACCAUAUACUAAAAUAAAGUAUGUACAAACUAUUAGAUAUCGUUAAUGA
Paramecium sonneborni is the source of this 1445-nucleotide messenger RNA. The record is from the annotation of a GenBank genome assembly. Lineage: Eukaryota; Ciliophora; Oligohymenophorea; Peniculida; Parameciidae.